AUGAUGUCUUUUGCGGCUCGACAUGCCCCAAAAUCCCGUUUGUUCAGAUCAGAAAACUUAUUGAAUUUUAUGAAAGUCCUUUGAAGUUCUUAAAUGUUCUCGCGAAUCACCACUGAAAAAGUUUGGAUUGUCCUUCGAAAAGACACCGAGCACUGAGAUUCUGGUUGAUGUGGCAGGUCCCAGUGAGACAUCAACAGAGAACUACACUUGCGCUAUAGUGAGAAUUUGAAAAGUCCGGAGAUUCGUCCAACUUUGAAAUCUUUUCAGCGUUCUCCGUCGUCUGAAGUGCUCGCGGCUGAAUUAGUAGGAAUUGACUUUGCGGCUUCAAUUGUAAGAGAAGAAGAAAAAGUGGAAGUUUGUUUUUACUUUUAUAAUUUUUUUCAUAUGCAUUCGUUCCAGACAUCCACUCCACUUGCCCGAACUAUGACAAACAAUGAAAUCAUGUCUCUCUACAAAAAACCGGUAUGACUUUAUCUUAUUUAGUCAAGUAAUGAUUCACUUUUUGAUCCCUCAACACAACCGUGGGAACAGCGUCGCAAGCUCGCCCUUCCUCACUUCUUCAUCUAACGACUCUGUCGAUGACUAUGACGACGAGUUCUUUUCUGAAUUUGUAAGAAUGCGGACGAAAAAGUGUCGUUGAUGAGCUUCAAUCAUAGUAAUAUUCCCUGUUUCAUGAUAUUGUGUAACUAUCUCUUGUUUCAAAAGUCACCUCUGUACCCUACUUUCACUUUAUGUUAUCUGUUUUUUUUUAUUUCUUCCUUUUUCACUAUUUCGGAGUAGUUAGAACGGCAGGACAAUAAUGAAACACAAAAAUCGUUGAAAUUCUAAAUAUUUGAGCUUUGAGAACGACAGCUACGCUUGCAACUAUUCCAAGGGCGUCCAAAUAAUCUGAUUUAUUGCAGGAAAGUCUGAAAACUGACGGCCAGCGUCUUAAAACUAAGGAUUUUAUAAAACUAUAAGCUGAUAAAUUAGGAUGUAGUUGAUUGAAAAUCAUUCUCUCCGGUUAUUCACAUCAUUCCCAAGGAAGGUCUUGCCAGCGCGAGCCCUGAGACCUGCAGAAAUCGCAAGUGAAGAAUGUAAAACUCAACUUCUAAAUAUUAGGUUGUUCAAAAAAAAAAUCAUCGCGGUUUUUCAUAUUUUUGACUUCAAAUUGCCCACACUUUGCUUAGAAUCUAUCGUUCUCCUCGGAACGAGAAUCAUCUUAUUGAGUGAGCAGGUGACAACGGAAAAAACAAAAUAAUCAGCCAAUGAUAUCAAAUCCUGAAUAUUUGUAGGCUUUGAAAAUUUCGAAGCCCUUCUUGAAAUGAGUUCAAUAGUAUAAAAACUUUUGAGCUGGCCCAGUUUUUUCGUAUUUUUUUCAGCAUUUUUUUAAUAUAAAAAAAUGCAAUUAUUAUAAAUAUUAUCUGGUAUAUUCAUAUUACUUUUUUUCUUUGAUUAACUAAGUUUAUAUUUUUCAUUCAUAUUUUUUUAUCAUAAAUUAACAACUAGGACUUUAAAUAUGAAUUAAAAAAAUCUCUCCAUCCAAAUUUAUCAAAAGCUACUUCAUAAUUUUUUUCUCUGAUAUUUUUCUUUGUUCAUUAAUAUUACUCAAUUGUUUUAUUGUUAGAAGUUGAAUAGCGAUUCAAAUAAACCAGUUUAUUAAUUAAAAUUUACAAUCCUUAAGUAGAUUUAGUGAAGAUGGUUUGCGUAAAUAUAAACACAACUUUACUGAUCUCAGUAAUGACCAGAACGCCAAACUAGUAUUUCCUUAACUAACCUUAAAGAGAUUUCUACGCCUCCGAGAGGUUUUUCCCCUUCAGAGCUUUCUCAGUAAGUUUUUGGAAAGUUCACGUCCGGUUUGUCUCCAGUAGAGAGAGGCGGGCUGAGCCACAUCACUCUUCCCAGCUGGGCUGCUACAGGAGAAGGAAGGUGGACCGGCGGGCAAGAGCCACAACACGGUUUUCCGCAGUCGUCUGAGCAGCUUCGACAGAGAGACACGACGAAGCAACGCUGGCUGGGUCCUUGCCCCUCGACGACUCUCGUUUAG
Molecule: messenger RNA, 2026 nt
Organism: Caenorhabditis auriculariae
Lineage: Eukaryota; Metazoa; Nematoda; Chromadorea; Rhabditida; Rhabditidae
Source: the annotation of a GenBank genome assembly